AAGAGUUCUUAAACUACAAAGAUGUUUGCCAGAAUGUCUGAUCUCCAUGUUCUGCUGUUAAUGGUUCUGGCGGGAAAGACAGCCUUUGGGUUCUCCCUGCUGUCUUUUCUCACAGACCCGGACCCAGAUUGGACUCCUGACCAGUAUGAGUACAGUCAAGAGGAUUAUAACCAGCAAGAGAAUGCCAGCUCUACCCCUGCCUAUUCUGAUAACCCUGACUGGUACUACGAAGAGGAUGACCCAUGCCUGUCCAACCCCUGUACGCGUGGUGGGGACUGCCUCAUCAGUGGGACCACCUUCACAUGCCACUGUCGGGACCCUUUCUCUGGAAACAGGUGUCAGAAUGUGCAAAACAAGUGCAAAAACAACCCAUGUGGCCGGGGAGACUGUCUCAUUACUCAGAGUCCUCCUUACCACCGCUGUGCCUGCAAACAUCCUUACAGGGGUUCAGACUGCUCCAGAGUGGUUCCCGUGUGCAGGCCAAAUCCCUGCCAGAACGGUGGCACCUGCUCCCGGCAGAGGCGGAGGUCCAAGUUCACCUGUGCCUGUCCUGACCAGUUCAAGGGGAAACUCUGUGAAAUAGGUCCUGAUGACUGCUAUGUUGGCGAUGGCUACUCUUACCGAGGGAAAGCGAGUAAGACAGUCAACCAGCAUUCGUGCCUUUACUGGAACUCCCACCUCCUCCUGCAGGAGAAUUACAACAUGUUUAUGGAGGAUGCUGAGGCCCAUGGGAUUGGGGAGCACAACUUCUGCAGAAACCCAGAUGGAGACAAAAAGCCCUGGUGUUUCUUUAAAGUAGACAAUGCAAAGGUGAAAUGGGAGUACUGUGAUGUCUCCGCCUGCUCUGCCCUAGACGUUGCCAACCCAGAAGGAAGACCCGCGGAGCCCUUGACCAAGUUUCCUGAGUUUGGGUCCUGUGGGAGGACUGAGAUAGCAGAGAGGAAGGUCAAGAGGAUCUUUGGAGGCUUUAAGAGCACAGCGGGCAAGCACCCGUGGCAGGCGUCCCUGCAGACCUCGCUACAACUGACCGUCUCCAUGCCCCAGGGCCACUACUGUGGGGGGGCGCUGAUCCACCCGUGCUGGGUGCUGACUGCCGCCCACUGCACUGAGAUAAAAACCAAAUAUCUAAGAGUGGUGCUUGGAGACCAGGACCUGAAGAAGACGGAAUUCCAUGAGCAGAGUUUUGGGGUGCAGAAGAUAUUCAAGUACAGUCACUAUAUUGAAAUAGAUGACAUUCCCUACAAUGAUAUUGCCUUGCUCAAGCUAAAGCCAGUGGAUGGUCAUUGUGCCCUGGAAUCCAAAUAUGUGAAAACUGUCUGUUUGCCCGAAGGUCCCUUUCCCUCUGGGACUGAGUGCCACAUCUCUGGCUGGGGUGUCACAGAAACAGGAGAAGGGUCCCGCCAGCUCCUGGAUGCCAAGGUCAAGCUGAUCAGCAACGCGAUGUGCAACUCCCGCCACCUCUAUGACCAUUCGAUCGACGACAGCAUGAUUUGUGCAGGAAACCUCCAGAAGCCGGGACAAGACUCCUGCCAGGGCGACUCUGGAGGCCCUCUGACCUGUGAGAAGGACGGCACCGCCUACAUCUAUGGGAUCGUGAGCUGGGGCCUGGAGUGUGGGAAGAAGCCAGGGGUCUACACCCAAGUGACCAAAUUCCUAACGUGGAUCAAAGCCACCAUGGAGAAGGAGGCUAGCUUCUGAGGUGUCUUCUGAGGCUCACAGCCCGUUCUGUGAACACCCAGACGAGG
Dama dama (fallow deer) is the source of this 1745-nucleotide messenger RNA. It is a transcript of the gene HABP2, whose product is annotated as hyaluronan binding protein 2. Gene Ontology annotation, molecular function: serine-type endopeptidase activity. NCBI's taxonomy places the organism in Eukaryota, Metazoa, Chordata, Mammalia, Artiodactyla, Cervidae. Gene Ontology annotation, biological process: proteolysis. The transcript has 13 exons. The record is from RefSeq and is a predicted model, not a curated record. The coding region runs from base 22 to 1698 and encodes 558 amino acids.